This is a messenger RNA of Galleria mellonella (greater wax moth), 7477 nucleotides long. RefSeq lists its product as uncharacterized. Lineage: Eukaryota; Metazoa; Arthropoda; Insecta; Lepidoptera; Pyralidae. Bases 305 to 2512 code for a protein of 735 amino acids. The transcript is spliced from 9 exons. The record is from RefSeq and is a predicted model, not a curated record.
AUUUUAUGAGUAGCACUCGUGCGCAGUUUAUUCGCGAAUUUGUACGCGCUCGUCUUAAAGUUUAUAGUUGCCGGAAAACAAAAUUCUAAGAACAGUGCGUAUUUGUGUUGUAAUAGUUUUGUGUGUAAUUGGUUUAAAAUUAGAUUUUUAACUGGUUAAAUAUCUGAUUUGAAUAGUGAAAAGUUCAAUAGUGGAAUAUUAAUUUCGGAUUUUUUACACAUUCAAUCGGUACCACUAUGAUUGUCCAACUACUGAGAAUGCGGAAAAUCUUCAAGAAGAUUUGAAACCUAAUUUAAAAUAAAUAAUGGGUAGUGCAAAAGAGUCGCCAGCGAAACCACUAUUACCAAUGGCUGAUACCGCAGACAAGAAAUCCAUAGCUAAACUGAUAAAGAGGCUCUUUAAGAAAGAUAAAAAGAAAGAUGAAGUUGUUAAAGUGGACGUAAAACGAGAAGAGCAACCAACUGUGAAAGUCGAUCCAAAUACUGCAACCGUCGCGAACAUAAUUGAGAAUAUUAAGAAACUCGAAUUGAACGACAAAACACCUGAAUCUGAUGAGGAUGACGAAUUGAAACAUUUCUCCUUUAAAGUGGUAGAGGACGAAGGCAGAGGGGAGAGGAUUGACUCCCAUUCUUCUGAAGACAGCGGCUUCUCAGAAAAGGUCGACGACUGCGACGAGAAAUGCAAAGAAGAAUUGGUCGAGUCAUUGAACAAUUUGAAGAUAGAUAUAGGUAAGAAACAGAAGAAACUUCAGACCGUCGUGGUAUCAAGAACGCCGAUCAGAAAUAAAGUUAGUGAUUUCGGAUCUAACGCAAGACCGUAUCCAGUCCAGUCGACAGAUGUCGCUUUUAGACAGAUCCAUCAAGUCAACAAGCAGUUUUUCAGCGGAGGUCAAGUCAUAGAGAAUCCGGUUGCCACCAUCGACAAGACCAUAAGUACACCUCAAUGUCAUACAAAUAUUCCCGCCGCCCGACACCAACACGACAACCGCCUCGAGUUCGACUUAGCCAUCGAGCACGUUCAGAAAACAACAGAAUCCUCCCAACACGAGUAUGGCCAAGAAUGGCUACUAAACACGGUCAACGAGGUCAUAGACAACAUAGAAAAAAACAGCGAUAUAGAAUCUGAGCUGAAUGUAUUCGGGCUGAACGAGACGGAGGAUAUAAAUUUCGCACAAUACAAUAGCUACCUUCAAGCGGAGGUGCCGAACCCGAUCGAGGAGUUCGAAAACCACUUAGACAACGGUGCAACCUGCCUAACAAAUUACGAUGACGUUUACAAUCUGAUAAACGAUAAAUAUGCUCAGGAAUAUAACAGGCCAGAGGAGUCUUUUGUGUUCUUGACACCGCCACAUUCGGAAGAAGUGGCCAGUCCCAUGUCAGAUUCUCAAGCGUCUAUGUACAGAAAUACGUCAGAGUACACUCUGUCCCCGGAAAGGUCUUCCCCGAUCGGAAACAGUGACUGUGAAUUGUUCCAGGAAAUUCCCCACGGUAUUGAACAGUUAGAUUAUCCAACAUGCGUAUCUGCCGACAGUGAUGUUACCAAAUCUAGGAACAGGUCGUCUUCAACUGGAUCUUUGAAGAAACGGAUGAAAGAAUAUAAAGAUCUGCAAAAAGAGAUAGGAAAUAGAUACAGUAAGAAAGAAUGCUGUCAAUUAUCAAGAAAACCGUGUAAAAUAAUAUUUCAGGAGCACAUGCAAAAGUUGAAGAUGGAACAAAGGGCGGGACUUUGUCUAAAGGUCGCAAAGAUGGACUUGAAAACCGCGUUUGGGGUGCUACAACGUAUACUCCAAAGCCUGUCACUGAGCUCCGAGCUAGAGGACCUUCAGCACGUGCUGUUCGUGCUCAUCUGCGAGCGAGUACUCUCACAGAAGCCUUCAGUUUUUGCGCAACAAUUCGGCUUGAACUUGCUAAAGGAGGCCGCUCUCCGCUGCUACCGGCGACCUCUUCUAACUAGAUACCUGGUGCAGUGCAUACGUAUCGCCAUCAAACUGGACCCGUCCCUCGUCAGCGGGAAGAGUACAGUGUUCCACGAGGUGGACGUGCAAGGCGACACUUUACUGAUCGCGUGUGUCCGCAUCGGUGAUGCAGCCGCUGACGUGUUGAGCGAGCUGGUUCGAAGAGAACACGAUCAGUUACCUCUGUUCAAGAUACACCACGUCAACACUGAUGGUUUAUCCGCGCUGCAUGUCUGCUGCGUGGAACACUCGGCCGAGUCGCCCCGUCUCCACGUUGCGCACGUACUCCUGCAGCACGCUGACGCUGACAUAUGGAAGGGGAACAAUAAAAGCGGCGACACAGCGCUCCAUCUAGCGGUGAACUCGCGCAACUGCGACCUGAACCUUAUCAUGUUACUGUUCAGGCACGUGGACCGGAAACUGUGGAAGAAACUCGCACAUACACCCAACAUGUGCUCAAGAACACCUUUAGAUUACGCCCGCGAAGCUACACGAUCUCAAACUCGACAAAAUCAUCCAUACGAAGUGCUAGAAUUCCUUCAGAAAUGUCGUAAUUAAUUAAAGGUGUAUGUAAUAUAAUAAAUUGGAUUUAUUAAUUGAUGUUAAAACAAUAGAAAACCUAUCUUCGUAGCGAAUGGUUAAACCAUUCCGCGGCGGAAGCUUUUAGAACGAGAUCUUUUUACAUUUAGGUCCAUGCGUGAUCUUUUGUCGGCUGUGUUAAAAAAAAAUACUGGGAUGUAGGUAACCAAAUAUGUUACUUGGAAUUUGAAUAAUUUACUCAUAUGAACAUACAAGAAUAAAACUGCGCUAUAAAAUAAACUAAUUGUGCAUUUUGCCGGUUUCUUUACCCAAAUGUGUAAAAAAAUAUAACUGUCAAAAUUGGCGCCAUUCUACAUAGUCUGUGGUCAUGUUACCUUGUAAUUGUUACUUUUUGGCUGACGGCUUUCGCCAAAGUCACAAUAAAUGAAAAAAAAAAGUCUGUGGUCAUACACUACGUAGAGUAAAAGUAGGCGCCAAAUUUGUUGAUCAUAAUUUAGGUUAUUUGAUUUUAAGCGGUGGAUCUUCCAUUAUGUAUUCAAUUCACUAAUUGAAAUUGCUUUAAGAAUUUUAGUUGUAUCGAGUACUGUUGCAUGUUUUUACUUUUUAAUGUUGACUUUUGUGUCAAGUUGUCACUCUAGUUGUAUAUUUUUUUCAUAAGUACACAGAUAUAAAAAAAAAAUUAAGAAUAAAAAUAAUGUAUUUGUUGACAAUUAAAACUGGAAACGAUCUGUGCAAUGGCACUGAUCGUUUACAAUUUACAAUGUUAUUUUUAUUCUUUUUUUUUUUAUAAAGAUUAUAUUAUAUUUGCUGAAACAAUGAAUAGUAAUGAAUUACUAUGAAAUUGCUAUUUGAGUCACCAGACACUACAUUGAUUAAAUUGUAAUUAUUUUGUCUGUAUGAAACAUUUCUUUGGUUGUGUUUAUGUUCUAGUGUCUUUUUUUUUUUUACAUCGUUACUUUUUUUUAAAAUAGGUAUAAGUACUGUUUCAUUUACAAAAAGAGAAUGCAGAUACUAUUCUUAAUCUAUGAUUUCUUAUUCAUAUUUUUUUUUAUGGUUGACAAUAAGGAACGCCACAUGUUGUAUGUUUAUGACAAUAAAUAUUUUUUUAGAGCUUAAGGACAUUACUAAUUUGUAUAUACGAGUCGAGUAUUUAAGUUAAUACAUCAUUAUAGUCGUUCCAAACUACGUCCAAAAAUGUUAAAAACAUUUCGCUCCGUUACACAGAAUAAUUCAUACAACUAGUCCCACUUUAUAUCCCUUAAAUGAGAUAUAAAUACGAAUUAAUUCUUAUUUAAUGCAUAUAAAAUAUAACACAUAAACGGAUGACCUCUGUAUACGUGCAAUCUGAACAUUUUGUUUUGCAUUUUUAAACAAUCGUGUAAAUCACAGAAGAAGGUGCAAUCAACUUGAGUGAGACCAUAAACGUAUAAAACUCUAAAGUAUGUUACAAUCAGAGUGACAGAGAAUAGUACUUAUGUUGUUAGUAUAACGUUACAUCCUUAGAUUAAAAACAAAGCGUCAAUAACGGGUCAACUUUUUUAUAAUAAAAAAAAGAGUUAGCUAAUUUGACUUCAUUAUCUUUCUCUCUCUCUCUAGCUCUUUAUUAGUGUUCUAUAUACUGACACUUCGACGUGUCUAUAUUUAUUUAAAAUGAAAUAAAAAAAAGAGCGAAAAUUAGAACUAAUAAAGAAAUCAUUUAUAACCGGUAAAUAUCUUCAAUUUUAAGCAUAAAGAUAUCUAGAAAUAUAUUUGUAAAUAUUCACAAUCUUUUUAGAGAAAUCGCGCCAUUUUUAGUGUUGCAAUUAUACGAAAAACUUCCCCUCAAGUGAAUUAAAAUUCCCGAAAUGAGGUGUAUUUUUUUUUAAUAAGAAUUAUUCAAUUGUUAUUUUGUCAUUAUUAUUUGUAUUGUAUGCUUUUUUUUUUUUUUUUUUUUUUUUUUUUUUGAAUUUUUACUAAUAAUUUUUUAAGGUACGAUUCCCCUUACCAUAUUUAUCUUAAUCUCAAGUAUUAAUUUCUAAUCUGGUAACACUGUCUCGUAUAAAAUUGUAUAAAAAAGUUGACCCGCUUUUUUUUAAGCAUUUGUACGAAGACACUAUAUGAAGGUUACAUCUUUUAUGAGACAGAACCAGUAAUGACAGACAUUAUUGGACCUACUUACAAAUUAGAUUGAGAUUAUCAUCAGAUUUAUUUUAAUCAUGAACAAAAUCAUCAUACGUAAUAUAGAAGUAAGCAGCACGAAAUAUUUUUUACGUUUUAGUUAUAGUUUUGUACAAUUGUUGUAAAUUUAAAAACUCUGCAUACGCGCUAUAUACGAUUCUUAAUCUAAGACAAAAAAAUUAAGAACUAGUCGCUACAUGCGACUCUUUAUCUAUGACAAUGCGUUACUAGGUUUUAAGUCGAUAAAUAAAAAAUCUAUGCAGUUGUUUAUUACGAAUGUUAUGAAAAGUCAAAUUAUAUUGUGGCGAUAGUUACUGCGUCGAUUCUAUAUUAAAGUUACUUUAAAACGGUCCUUAGAAUAAUGUUUGCAUAAUAUCUAAAUGAAAUUUUACCUUUAGAAAUGAGGAAUACGUUUUAUAAUCGACUCCAGUAUAAUUUAGUUGCCAUUUUCUAUGAAACCUUGUCAGUCACAAUAAAUACUUAACACGAAUUUCUUUGUCAUUUCAUUUUGACAUCUUUGUCUUAUUUUUGAGGAUAAUAAAUAUGAAUAAAAAGCUAAAUUAUGUGAAAUAGCAAACUGUUAAUUACCACUGUCUAUAUUUCUAGCUAUGUUUCCUACAAGUGCCUAUAAUAUUGACAGAGCUGUACAAAUUAAAGAUUUAGUACCGUGAUAAAUAGAACUCAAUAACAAUGGUUACAAUGUUUUAAUAAAAAUGUCACAGUAAUAAAAUUAGUAAACAAUAAAAACAUUGAAUAAACUAAAAGAAUUUUAAAUCGUAUUUUUGAAAUUAGCAUACUGUCUUGUAGUCGGAUUUUGAUUUUGGAACUAGUGGCGGGUAACAUAUAGCGAUAUCUAUAUAUUUCAACUUAAAUAUCUAUAUACCGGUCCAAUAACGAAUAUAUUGAAAGUCUGUUAUCCAAAAAAUAAUAUUAGUUAACAGACUUUUAAUAUAUUCGAAAAUAGAUAUCCGACCGAUAUAAAUGAUGACCUUUUUCCCGCCAUCAAUAUCCAGUAGCGUCCAAUAUAUAAAUAUCGUAUCGGUUUCCAUAUUAGCCGUGCCUAAUUCAAACAUACCAUAAUAACGAUUGAUGUACUUAGAAUUUAUUAAAAAAUUGUAACCUUUUUAAAAAAUGCGAAUUAAAGAAAUCAGAUAAAACUGUCAUUGUAUACAAUGCUUAAUUAUAAUAAAUAACAGUAAUUUGGAUUAAGAAAUAUUAUUCAAAAUUGAUCUCUUUCACUGUGCAUUAGGAUCUGAUCAUGUUUUAGAUUAAUUGUACAAAAAGGUCCCACCAUUGUGAUUUUUAUUUGUUAAAAUUUCCUGAUAAUAUCAAAGAUGUAAAUUUAGAAUAAUGCUGUUUAUUUUAUUAUAAUCAAAUCAAGAAAAUUGUUGUUUAUUAAAAAUAUAGAUAACAUAAAAAAAUAAUAAUUGCUUCAUUUCGAUGAAGUUAUUUAUCUAUGCUGGGUACAGCAAAUCUGUUUUUUUUUACGACAUCAUUAUCUGUGGAUCGGUGCACUAAAGGCGGGAGAAUAUUUUCCACCAUAUUUAAAAAUGUUAGCUGUACACUUAUUAUUCAUUAUAUUUUUUCUUUAUUGAUGUUUUAAAAAUAUUUUUGUAUUGUAAAUAGCAUGUUAGUUGUUAAGAGUUUUUAGAAUAUCGAAAAUAAGGUAGAUUAUAACUUUUUUUCAUGUCAUAAAAAAGGACAUCAUUAAGUUUUUCUUUUUUUUUUUUUGUAAAAAUAAAAAUGAAAUUAGGAAUGCAAAUUUAUAUUUUUUAAAGUAAUGAGCAAUACUUAAUAGGCUUGGGUAAUUUAAACUGUAUAUAGUCGCAAUAUAUGUAUAUUGGUGAAAAAUUAUAAAUCUAUAUAUAGACGAGGCAAACAAACUGUAUAUUAGAUAUUAUCUGUUACAAGUAACAUGCCUCUUUUUGACACCGUUCUGCGGCCGACUGCGACGUAGCUGUUCGAAUCGGCCCGGUCAAUAUCCAAUAUUGCACUCAACUCGAUACACUGAUACAUGCGAACCGAAUCAGUAACCGAUACGCACGUAUUUAUCGCGUAUAGUAUGAUAUUGGCCGGGGCAAUUCACCGCUACGACUCGAUUCGUAAUAGGGGACAUCUGGAUAAGACAAGACUAGACAAAAUAACGAUAACGAGUUAAUAAUAUCCGAUAUAGACGUUGUUAAUAUAUAAAAGAUUCGAUUUAAAUGAAUCAUGAGUGCGUGAAUAGGUACGAAACUACGGUGUAUGUAUUUGAAUAUUAAAAUGAAUGGACGUUCUAAGCAAACUGUCGACUAAAAGAAACAUGUAUGACCAUUUAUUUCUUUCUGUAUGUAUCAACUAUUUAAUGUAGAAUAAAAUGAUUUUUAAACAUUUUUCUUGAGUUAUUGAAAUAAAAUCAAAGGUAUAUAAAAGGGGUCGUUUUGUUUGGUGUCCACCCUAGCAGUUUUAGGCGUUACGAAAUACCUAAAUAUAUAGUUUGAAUGUCUCUAAUUCAAGUCAAAUUGAAUAACCAGUACUAAUUCAAUAUUGCAAAAAAAAUAUUACCUAAGCCUAAUAUUUUUAUUUCACUGUAUUUUUUUUUAUUCUUAAUUUCUGCUCUCUGUAAAAUAGGCAGGCACAGUCUAUAUUUCCGUUGUAUAAAAAAAGCACGUUAUUUUCACUUCACUACUCUAUCAUUGCUCCAGUGUAUAUAUAUAUUUUAAAUUUAUAUAUUUUUUAUAUAUUAAUAACGCGAGUACGUGACAUACCUCGGACAAUAUUUCUAUGAAAACCAUUUGUUUUAUACAUGAUUUGUUUUAUCAUAAAUAAAAUUUUGUUGUAACGUUG